Xenia sp. Carnegie-2017 is the source of this 1488-nucleotide messenger RNA. RefSeq lists its product as uncharacterized. The record is from RefSeq and is a predicted model, not a curated record. The coding region runs from base 127 to 942 and encodes 271 amino acids. The transcript is spliced from 2 exons. Lineage: Eukaryota; Metazoa; Cnidaria; Anthozoa; Malacalcyonacea; Xeniidae.
AAAUUAAAAAUUAAAUGUUGUUGUUUUUCACCGGACGGAUCUUUUUUGGCCACUUUCGCUGUUGGUGACCACGUCAACAUUCAUAUUUGGAGCAUUGAACGUUGCACUAUUAUUAAAACUGUACCGAUGCAACUGAAGGAUGCAUUAGGAUGUUGGUGGUCAGAUGGUUUACUGUGGAUAUGGGAUGGUUCUGAUCAUCUUAUGAAGAUAUCAACUUCGUCUGAAAAUUUUGUAGCUUCUACUCAAGCAAAGCAUGUUAACAUUGGAUUUAAACCUGAAGAAUUCUUAACAUUUGGUGAUGUCUUAGUUUGUAUUGACGAAGAAAAGUUUGUUCAAGUUGUUAGAAUUACCAAGGGUGAGAUACAAUACAACAAAAGACUUCCUGUCGAUAGUUCAGAAAUUAAAGCAGCAGCUGUAUCACCUGAUAAUUCUGUUAUUUUAACUAUAAACGAAACAGAAUACACAUUAUGGAAAUGGGGAAAUAACAACAAUGAACUUUACUUGAAACCUUGGCAUACUGCAGAAAUACCCAUAACAGCUGUCAUUGAAAAAUUUGUUAAAGAACAAGAAGCUGUAAAUGAUCUAGAGUUCAACUGCUGUAUAAGUGAUAGUAAACAAGCAGUCAUAGCAUUUUGCAAAGACAUCAAUUUCAUGGUCAUUUAUGUAAUAAAUUUUCACGAGAAUGGUGAUGUGAAUGAGAUUUUGCAUGAUGUCAGUAAAUAUUUAUUGUCCUCCGACCUUAUCAUACACAAAUCUUAUUGCAUUGGAGUGUUUAAUUGGUCAUUGGUUGCUGUAGAUUUAAAGAGUGGUAAAAUAUGCGCUGAAUUUAACGAACGUUAUUCUAUGUCUCAUAUAACUAUGCAUUCCAAUACAGGAACUUUAGCUAUGGUUGACAGUUCAAAUGGCAUAAUUCAGUUUUUAAAACUUAAUGUUCCUGAAUAAAUAUAUCAACUCAAACUUUAAUAGUAAAUUAAAAAACCUGUUGAGAAAAAUGCACAUAGAUGUUGUUGGUCGUAAGGAUGAUUGCUUGUUUCCACCUACUAUAGUUUUCUACAGAAGAAGUUUACUUAUUCUACCAGGCAAUCUUUAAGAAAUUAUCUAUAUUUACCAAAAAUAAAUUUGGACCAAAUUUGCAAAAGAUCUUUUAAAUUUAUCGGUACUAUUUCUUGGAAUGUCUUACCUCCUGUUAUUAAAGAAUGUAAAACAUUAUCUAUGUUUUGCAAUAAUCUGAAACGAUGUAUAAUUGCUUUUUAUAACACAAAUGACUUGUAUUUAAAAAGAGCGCUUCUAUACUAAUUGAUCAUGAAUAUUUGUUUAUUCCUUUCUAAGAUUCUACUUGUAUUCUUCAUAAAUGAAUUGUCAUUUAAACAGGGCAUCCUCUAGAUUUGACUACUACUGUAAGAUGCUCUGUCAAACUUAUUAUUAUGUAUUGUAUCUCUGAACAAAUUUCAUGUUGAUGAUUUACUUUUUAAUAAAAAUGUAUGGUUA